AUGUCGCCAGACCGCCAGCCCCAAUGGCCAACCUCAACCCCGGACUGGGAGAAGUGGCUGCCGAGGAUGGAGCACUUCUUCGGCCAGCAAUGGAAGGAUCAUGGCAUCUACCACUUGAUCAAGCUGUUCGACCGGCCGCUCAUCAUGGACCGGUCGCUCUUGGCCGCGGCCCUAUGCUCCUGGUCGUCGGCCACAAAUACUAUGAACCUUCGGUUUGGUAUGAUGACGCUGACCGUUCUAGACAUGGCCGCCUUAUUCGGCCUUUCUCCCCUCGGUAUGGAAGUAAAUGCCGCUCUGGUGGCCCCUGAGGCUGAAGGGAGUUUUAAGGCCUCAUGGCCUACGGUCUCCAAGCUUGCUGGGAGCAAGGCGAAGAACAUGCUCAACUAUUCCAGAUUCUAUAGCAACUUCGGCGUGGAGGACAGCGCCGAUGACGAUUCCAUCGCUCCCUUGGGCGAGGUCGAGCAUGCCGCAUUCUUGCUGUAUUGGCUAUGCAAGUUCGUGUUUUGCACCCAGGCGAACAAAGUCACCCUGGAGUUUGCCCACCUGGCCGACUAUCUCGCGCAUGAUGGAAAGCUGGCGCUCGGCCCAUUCCUCCUCGGUCAUAUCUACCGUACGCUUCACGACGUUGUCACGGGCGGGAUGAAGCCGAAGCACGGUGGUCCAUUAUGGGCCUUCCAGUUUUGGAUGCAGGCUUACUUCCCAGAGUUGAGGGGAGCGGCCAAUAUUACCGACAGCGAGCCGUUGGCAAAUGCGUUUGCCCGGGCCCCCAGGAAGCAUAAUACCUCGACUUCCUGUUAUAAAUUUUUCUAUGGCUUGGCCGAGAGGACUGCGUCCCAGUUUCGAGUGUGCCUUGCUCGGCCGUGCCCGUUGUUCUUGGCGCACGACCUAUCCGUGAUCCCUGAUGGUGAAACGGAGAAUGAUUUGAAGGAAAUCUGGGGCUCCUUCCUGGUCGCGCGCAACCUUCACUACGGCCUAUCCAAGGCUGGGGCCGCGGUUUAUCUCCCGAACUUUGUGGCGCAGUAG
This is a messenger RNA of Prunus armeniaca (apricot), 1023 nucleotides long. The record is from the annotation of a GenBank genome assembly. NCBI's taxonomy places the organism in Eukaryota, Viridiplantae, Streptophyta, Magnoliopsida, Rosales, Rosaceae.